UUUGUUUUCAGCUCUCACUGUUUUCUGUUUUUUUUUUAAAAAAGCCGCUAAAGUAACUGUGAUAUUAACUUAACCGGAGCUAUCGUUGGUCGUGCUAUUUAGUUAGCUGUUUUGUUGUUUAUUAGAGUGGCAGCGGAUGACAUUUGGAAACGUUUUGACACGAGCGCUAGCGAGCCCAGGCGUCUCAUCACGACCAGUACCAUCACCACCGGCUGGACUGUUGUCGUUGUUCGAAGACUUGACUAGCCCACUGGCGGGUGGCAGCUUUCCUUUGAGCACGGAGGGGUCUGGGUGAAGGCUGAAAGAUGGUCUGAUGGACCGCCGCUUCUUCCUGACCUUUCUCUUCUGCUCAGUGUCGUGGAUCUUCUUCUGGGAAGUGCGCUGGAAGAAAGGAAAAGAAAGUCAGAUUGAGGAAUGGCUCCAAGGACAUAACCUCUCUCAGUACAGGCACUUAUUCGAAGAUGUACAGACACUGGAGGAGCUGAGUCUGAGUGUACUGAGUCGUCUGGAGGAGGUGGUUAAGGAACAGCAGCGCUGGAGGGAAAUUGCAGAGGCUCACAUCCAGCUGCUCCGAGACUUUGCCUUCCAGGAGUGGCUUUGUUCCCAGAACCUGGAGCACUAUUACCAUACACUGAAGACCUUGGGUUGUAUGAAUCUGGAUGACCUGUCUCAGUUUGACAGUCAGCUGCAGCUCUCUUUAGCUGCUUGGGGCUACUACUACGAAGACUACAUAAAGUUGUCGACGGGCAUCAAGAUCCUCCAGACCUCCAGGGGGAGUCGCGACCAGGACUACGAGAUCCGGCUGGUGCACAGUCUUGCUGAGAGGCGUCUGAAUGAGAAGUGGUCAAUUGCGGGAGCUCUCCUAUUUGGCUGUACUGUGGCGCUGUGCUUCUUGAUAAGGGACCUCAUGUUUUACGUGAUUGGUGGAAUUACUGUUUCCAUCAUAGCGUUUGUCUUUACCAUCAAGUUCCUCUGUGAGCUUGCAGCAAGAGUGGUCAGCUUCCUGCAGAAUGAGGAUCCAGGGCGACGCGGUGAUCGCAGCAUCUACGACUAUGUCCGGGGCAACUACCUGGACCCACGCUCCUGCAAGGUGUCAUGGGACUGGAAGGAACCACAGGAAGUGGGGCAGACGAUGAGCUUCAGAGUCCAGCUCUUCUAUAAGAACGGUCAGCCUUUCCCAGCCCAUCGGCCUGUGGGGCUGAGGGUCAACAUCACCCACAUUGAACUGGCCUUGGACAUCCCUGUUACCCAGGAGGUUCUGCAAGAACCAGAGUCCAACGUGGUCAAAGUGGCCUUCACAGUGCGCAAGGCUGGACGCUAUGAGGUUGCCGUCAAGCUGGGUGGUCUCAAUGUGGCCUACAGCCCGUAUUACAAGAUAUUCCAGCCAGGUACAGUCGUUCCAUCAAAAACCAAGAUAGCCUACCACUUCUCCACCCUGGUGCUAACAAACGGCCAGCAACACACUUUACAAAUCGAGCCCAGGGACGAAUACGGAAACCCUACCAGUAACUCCACGUCUCUGACAGAUGAAGCCAACUACAGCGUCCAUGUGCACUCUCUAGGAACAGUGGAUGAUGACAGCCUGGAGGACUUCUACAGUAAGUCAGUUUCACUUAACAAGCAGCAGUGCCAGGUUCUGCUGAGACUGACCCUGAGGAAGACGGGCUGCUUCAGGGCCCGCAUCUCUUACAAGGAUCAGCCGCUCAGCAAUGGGGAAUUCGACAUAAUUGUUCUCAGUGAGAAUGAAAAGGCCUGCGUGGAGAAGAAUGUGUCCACUCCAGGCAUAAGCAUCUACUUUGAGGCAUACCUUUACAGCAGUGGGAACUACAGCAGUUCAUCAUGGCAGUUACCAGCUUCCUCUUUGCUGGCUCCCCAGAGGAGGCCCUCCAUGGGAGAAGAAGAGGACGAGCAUGACUCUCCUGUGGAGGGACAACCUGAGAAGGUCAAGAAACCAAAAAAGGUCUACUGUUACAUAUCGCCAAAGCAACUAUCCGUGAAGGAGUUCUACCUGAAAAUUAUUCCAUGGCGCCUUUUCACCUUUCGAGUAUGUCCAGGAACGAAGUUCACCUAUUAUGGCCCUGACCCGGUUCACAAGUACCUAACUCUAGUGGUGGAUGAUGGGAUACAGCCUCCUGUGGAGCUCAGCUGCAAAGAUAGGAACAUAAUGGCUGCCACCUUCAUUCGUUUCCUGCACAAGAACAUUGGUGGCUCUGAAACGUUCCAAGACAAGGUGAACUUCUUUCAACGUGAACUCAGGCACAUCCACUCCAAGAGACCUCGCACCAAAACCUGCCUAAAAAUCACUCGGCACGCUAUCCUAGAUUCAUCUCUGAAGGCUACAAGGAACUUCUCAGUGUCUGACUGGAGUAAGAACUUUGAGGUCGUGUUCCAGGACGAGGAAGCUCUGGACUGGGGAGGCCCUCGCAGGGAGUGGUUUGAGCUGAUUUGUAAGACCCUCUUUGACACGUCCAACCAGUUGUUCACCCGAUUCAGCGACAACAACCAGGGUCUCGUGCACCCGAACGCUGAAAGGCCGCCCCACUUGCGUCUAAAGAUGUACGAGUUUGCGGGUCGCAUCGUAGGGAAGUGCCUGUACGAGUCUGCUCUGGGUGGAGCCUACAAGCAGCUGGUCCGAGCUCGCUUUACUCGCUCCUUCUUGGCCCAGAUUAUUGGCCUCAGGAUGAACUACAAGUACUUUGAGACGGAUGACCAGGAGUUCUACAAAACUAAAGUCUGCUUCAUCCUAAACAAUGACGUGAGUGAAAUGGACCUGGUGUUUGCCGAGGAGAAGUACAGCAAGUCGGGACAGCUGGAGAAGGUGGUGGAGUUGAUAUCAGGGGGGGCUCAGAUCGCCGUUACCAAUGAGAACAAGAUGCAUUAUCUGAACCUGCUGGCCCAGUACCGACUGGCCAGCCAGGUGAGGGAUGAGGUGGAACACUUUUUGAAAGGUUUAAACGAACUGGUUCCAGAAAAUCUGCUAGCCAUAUUUGAUGAGAAUGAGUUGGAGCUGUUGAUGUGUGGUACCGGUGAUAUAAAUGUGCAGGACUUCAAAGCCCACGCAGUGAUUGUUGGCGGGUCGUGGCACUUCAGAGAGAAGGUGAUGAAGUGGUUCUGGGCGGUGGUGUCCAGCUUCACCCAGGAAGAGCUCGCACGUCUGCUGCAGUUCACCACCGGAUCCUCUCAGCUUCCCCCGGGGGGAUUCAACACUCUCUGCCCCUCCUUCCAGAUCAUCGCUGCCCCCACACAUAGCACUUUGCCCACUGCACACACCUGUUUUAACCAGCUGUGCCUCCCUACCUACGACUCCUACGAGGAGCUGCACAAGAUGCUGAAGCUGGCCAUCAGUGAGGGCAGCGAGGGCUUUGGCAUGCUCUGACUCCUCCAUCACUGGCACUGUGGUUUCACUCGUACAUGGCGGGGAGGGGCGGGGGUGGACCGGCGCUGCUCCACUGCCCUGGUUUCCCGCAUUCAUCUACAUUCGGACUUCUUUGCGCUCCCUAUAAAUUCUCUCUCAGGAUGAGAGGGCGUUUCAGGAAGUCCCAGAAGGCUGUGCUGAAACUGGAACUCAGUCAUAUGAACUCUAGCGCUACUGUAUGUAUAUAAACUAUCUCGCUUUUGUAAAACGGAAAAGAAUCCACGGACUGCAGAAAAAAAAGAAGGUGAGGUUUGGAGCUAGUUUUAUUUCCUAACGCUAAAGUUUGCUUAGUUUUAUAUGUUUGGAGAGACAAAUGACGCUAGAGCAAAGGCCUUGAGUAUUACUAUAUAACCGCUUCUUUUGCAUUUUUGCAAACUGAGGAACACUUAAGUGCAACAGCAGCCUACAUGUGAUGUGGGUGACACGUGCAUCUACAGCACUUUGGCCUUAAUCGAUCAGGGACUGAUGUGUGUGUAUGUAAAUAUAUAAUAUCACUCUUUUAUUUCAAUACUUGUACAUACUAGUGUGGAUACGUAGGUUUUCAUCCUGUUACUUUUUGAUUUGACAUGUACGGAGAAGGGAUUUCUUUACUUGUUGCAUGUUUGAUGGGUUCAGAGCUAAUUUAAGUUUUUUGUUUUUGAGACAAAAGGGGGUUUUAAAAGAAGCCAAGUAAUUUCUAUCGUUUCUAUGUUUUUAACUUAUUGUGUCUUGGAAGAAACUGUUUGUGUUGACCCUUACUGUUGAAACUAGGUUUGUCUGGAACACUUUGUUUUGUUUAUGUUUUAUAACCUGCCUUAUUCAUACCCUUUGCCUCUGAUUGUAUCCAGAGAGGUGCGUAGGUGACGGACACAUAGUCGACAAUAAUAAGAUAUACUCUGACAUCUCUAUUAGUACAUGCAGGGGUCACUGUGGACGUGAGUGUUGAUUGGAUGUUGAGGGAGAGCCCAUAUAUAACAAAACAUGUUGUUAUAUAUGCUGUAUGCUUUUUACUUUCUCAUUCACAGCCUGUUAUGGGUUUACCUCAGAAUCUCCUGUACCACCUAUGCAUCCUCGGACACAGGUGUGCGUGUGCGUUUUCAUGCAUGUGUACGGCAAAGACAUGCAGUUUGCUCAUAGUUGCCUCCUUCCAGCCCCAACCUUUAGCCAUACACCCUCCGCAUCCUCUAUAAACUCAAGCAAAGCAUUGUAUCUGUGGAGAUCAUGUCCCGGUUUUGUUUUGUUUUGUUUUUUUCAUUAUGUCGUUGUGAAACUAUUUAUUUUUUAUGCUGUUAGUGUUGUCAAUAUUCCUGAGCCAACAGAAUUGUUUUGGUUUUUUUUUCCUCGUUUGUUUGUUUCUGUUCAUAAUUUUGUAGCAAUUCCUUCGCUGUUCCAGAGUUUACAUGAUCAUUAGCCAUUUUGUAAUAGUGUGUGCUGCCAGAGUCUUUGUAGAGCAUCUAGGAAAAGUGAUGUUUAGUCUUAAAGCUCAAAGGAAACGUCAGUAGAUAAUUCUUAGUAGUAUUUCUGAUUUGAAUACGUUCACCUCCCUCCCCUCCCUACACAGAGCACUCUGAAUGCACUGUAUUCUCACAGUCGGCAGUAAAAGUUUUGCCUGGGCCACUUAGAGAUUUAACUUACUGAGUGGCAAAGACAGUAGGUAGGUGUUGCAGGUUUAGCAUUAAUUGCAUCUACGGAGCGUCCACGCUGUUGCUGGCCUUUUAGUGUUAACAGGUUUUUAAGAGGAUUUAUGGAUUUGUGUUUGUUUGGGUUGUGCAAUGUUGACCUCACGCACUGAAGAGGACAGCGAGUGCUUCUGAAAACGCUUCACUGAGGGUCGCGUUUUCAGCACCGAUACCAAUGGCUGAGAUCGUAUUUAUCAGACACGAAGGUGGUGUGACACGUAUGACACGACCGAUCUGAACGGAUAUGAAGGAGGUCUGUCCUGUAGCUUCAUGUUCUUGUUUCAUGUUCUGAGUCUCAUGAGCAUCUUCUGCUUUUUGUUUUAUGCUUGGAUUGUUUUUUGGGGGGUUAGAUGGCCUGAGUGCGACUUUUAGCAAUGUAGAUAUUGUGAAAUAUUUGCCUAUGACUUGGAAGCCGUGGGUACUCUCUUUUUUUUUUUUCUUUUUUUUUAAUGGCAAGCCUCUGCUGAUGAAUGUUUGAGAUUUUCUGGACUGCAGGUCCUUUGUUUAUGGGAAUAAAAAAUGAUGGAAUAAAUUCUUAUCAUCUGA
Stegastes partitus (bicolor damselfish) is the source of this 5619-nucleotide messenger RNA. It is a transcript of the gene arel1, whose product is annotated as apoptosis resistant E3 ubiquitin protein ligase 1. The record is from RefSeq and is a predicted model, not a curated record. Gene Ontology annotation, biological process: protein polyubiquitination; ubiquitin-dependent protein catabolic process; negative regulation of apoptotic process. Bases 314 to 3376 code for a protein of 1020 amino acids. Gene Ontology annotation, cellular component: cytosol; cytoplasm. The transcript is spliced from 22 exons. Gene Ontology annotation, molecular function: ubiquitin protein ligase activity. NCBI's taxonomy places the organism in Eukaryota, Metazoa, Chordata, Actinopteri, Pomacentridae.